This is a messenger RNA of Dermacentor silvarum, 7064 nucleotides long. RefSeq names its product protein pangolin, isoforms A/H/I/S (gene pan). The transcript is spliced from 9 exons. Gene Ontology annotation, biological process: regulation of transcription by RNA polymerase II; canonical Wnt signaling pathway. The record is from RefSeq and is a predicted model, not a curated record. Bases 187 to 2043 code for a protein of 618 amino acids. Gene Ontology annotation, cellular component: beta-catenin-TCF complex. NCBI's taxonomy places the organism in Eukaryota, Metazoa, Arthropoda, Arachnida, Ixodida, Ixodidae. Gene Ontology annotation, molecular function: RNA polymerase II cis-regulatory region sequence-specific DNA binding; DNA-binding transcription factor activity, RNA polymerase II-specific.
GUGGUGCACGUGCUCUCUGAUUUGUCCCGGCCACAAGUAGCGCGAUCGGAGCGGUCCGGCGAUGUUGCGUUGUUGUGGCGGUGGCGACGAGCGCUGCCGUUGAAGGCGGGUCUGCUACGCGUGUUCGCGCGGCGACGCGGCCGUGUCUGUGUGCGUGUUCGGUGCGGUGGCGUGUGUGCGGGCACGAUGCCGCAUGGCAGCGGCGGAGACGACUUGGCCUCCUCGGACGAGAUCAAAGUGUUUAAAGAUGAAGGCGAAGAGGAGAAGCGCUCCUCGGAGAACUUGACGGACCUCAAGUCCAGCCUGGUAACUGAAGGCGAGGAGGUAAGUGCCGCCGUCGCCGCUGCCAGGACCUCGGCUUGCCUCGCCGCGUCGUGCCACGCUGACUUUGGAGUAUCUCGGCUGCAGCAAGACGCGUCGACCGCGAGGGGCCUGACGCCGACCUCGGGUUUGUGCCGGUUUUUGCAGGAGAAGAUAGUGGGCCUACCCGGGCAAGCGACCUCCGGCUACGCUUCGCCGAAGCCCACGCGGUCGGACGCCUUCGGUUCACUAUUCGGAAAAUCUUCGUUCGAACCCAUUCCGGGGCCCUUUGGAUAUGUCGUUCCUCCCUACCACAACGGAGCCCUCGGCGCCGCCGUGUCAAUGGCGAGCAAGGGUCCGAUGGUGGCUUCGCCCCAUCCGGGAUCGCCGCUCAACUUCAUGGUCUACAACGAGCCCUUCUCGCAGCCACCGCCCGCGCACAUGGGCAUCCCGCCGGUCCACAUCGAUCCCAAGACGGGUAUCCCGAGGCCGUCCGUGUACCCGCUCACCUCGCCGGGCCAAUACACGCAUAGCAUGUUUUCCCAGGAGUUUGCGCAACAACUGCACUGGCACUCGGCAGCUGCUGGCAUGUACCCAAUGCCCCCGAUGGCUUCCGGGGGCUUCAGGGGAGGCAGUAGCUAUGCGCCGCCUUUGCCCAGGAUCAACCCUCCUCUAUUGCCUCCAAGUAUCAUGCCACACGGCCUGCACCCGGCUCUAGUCACUCCGGGCCCUAAACAAGAACUCUCCUCCCCUCUCCCCGACACAAGUGUGGCCCCUGCAUUUCCCAGGCACCCACUGGCCAUGUACCACCCACUGGACUCCAAGUGCAACCAGGGUCGGCCGAGCUCCCGUGGCGACCUGGUGAAUGGCAUGUCGGGUCUCAAUGGCCAUGGUGGCGGGCCACCUCCCAGCCAGCCAUCAGGCCACCCACCUAGCAAUGGCAGCAGCAGCAGCAGCCAACCGCACCAGCCACAGCAGCAGCAGCAUAAUGGCACAGAGAAGAAGCCCCAAAAGCCGACUAACCAUGUCAAGAAGCCCCUCAAUGCCUUCAUGCUGUACAUGAAGGAAAUGCGUGCCAAGGUAGUCGCUGAGUGCACCCUCAAGGAGAGUGCAGCCAUCAACCAGAUUCUUGGGAGAAGGUGGCACAGCCUUUCCCGAGAGGAGCAAUCCAAGUACUAUGAGAUGGCACGCAAGGAGCGGCAGAUUCACAUGCAGCUUUACCCAGGUUGGACGGCGAGGGACAAUUAUGCUAUCAACAGCAAAAAGAAGAAACGCAAGAAGGACAAGAGUCAGGAUGGAGAUCUAAACAAUCCCAAGAAGUGCAGAGCAAGGUAUGGCUUGGACCAGCAGAGUGACUGGUGCAAACCGUGUCGCCGAAAGAAGAAAUGCAUCAGAUACCAAGAGGGGCUCGAUGGCAAUGCAAAUGAGAGCGAAGACAACAUAGGUUCGGUGGAGGCCCCUACGCCCGAGUCACACACAAGCCAUGGGGGCGGUGAUACGACCACCACAACAAGCACCGGCAGCCCCUGCACCAGCCUGGGAACCCCUGAGCCAAGCCCAGGGCCACCCGUGCGACGUGCCGACUGCUACAGCCUCAACAAGCACCACCCUCUCAGUGUGCACCACCUGACUGGCCAGCCACUCGUCAAGAGGGAGCCUGAUGACCCUGUUGACAUACUGACACCUCCAUCCACAGAUUCCUCCACCACCCCAUCUUCCUUGCCUCUACUGACGGUCACGUAGCAAGAGCUGCCAGUGGGGCCUUGUUUUGUGCCCCGAGGACAGUGCACCGGCUGGGUGGCUCCCUACUUGCACAUGUGCACAGGACUCCUCCUCUACUCCUCGCAGACUCUUUGAGAGCACUUGCAGACAGUGAACUGACUGGUGUAAUGAGAGUCUUGGAGGGGGGUGUCUGCAACUGAACAGUGCUGAUGACUGAGAUACCCGUUGACGGCAGGUUGUGUCACGUGUACAUCCAAGAGCUCUCGAGUUGCUUAGCUUGCAGUCACCGUAGCAGUAGGAAUGAAAUCUUGUGCUGCGAAGGUGCAUUGGUACAUAGACACUCGCCAUUGGCCUUGUGAUGUCUCUGCCCUCACUGACUUGAACCCGAUUUAUGAUCCUUACUUGUUCACUGUGUGGCAUUAUGUCACAAUGACCAGGAGGCCACUUCACUGUGCCCACAUUGGUGCAAAAGUAGUGCCGUUAGGGCAGGCUAUGAAGGGUCCUUUCCCUUUGACUGUGGAAUCGUAUAAAUGCACUAUACAAGAUUAAGAUGGCACAUGAAAGGCGCCCUUGUGUGCCCUCUGUGGGACUUGCUUGAGGAUACGCAGCGAGCAGUCUUCGGAAGAGGUAGCAAGUGGCUGUGGUCAUCGUGAAGGCAUGGGCGCAUAAAGUUGAGGAGCAGAAUCUUUUUGCUGCCUUGACAUUUGACAGAAACUAUCAUUUCUGUGAUGACAAGUGUCUGAGCCAAAGCUUCUGAUGCGUGAGAAAACAAGUACAGUCGAACCCGGAUAUAUCAAAUCUAAAGGGGAUCACAAAAAAGUUCGAUAUAAAGGUAAUUUGAUAUAUAAAAUUCUAUACAAACAUUUUCAAGGGGAUUUUACUGCUGCUCAUUAUACGCAAUAAUUCGUUAUAUGUGGGUUCGAAAUAUCCGGGUUCGGCUGUAUUAGUGUGCUGUUGAAAUGAUAGCUGCUGGUGGUCACCAAUAACAUUUGGCUAUGAGUCUCCUGCUAGAAAAUUGUUUUUCUUGAGCUACUACACUGUUAAAUGGGGUUUUUGCCUAUCUGAGUGGCUACUUGCUGCCUUGGCUGCUAAACAUUUAAUAACUUCUCAGUUUCCAGUCACACUGCUGCGCAGCAGGGAUUGAGCGAUUUGAUGAGGGAACUAGUAUGUGAAAACUGUGUUUUCCAAACUGUAAAGGUUUGCAGAAAAUGGGAGUCUCCUAAAAAUUUUAAUUUUCAUUCACCUGUGCCACACAGGCUACGAAUUCAAAAGUACAGUGUGGUGGUUGCACAUAAAAGCAUAGGUGGUGCCUUUCAACUUCAGUAGGUGUGCAUUAGUCACAAGGAUACCUUUUCUUUUUCACAGCUGUUGUGUUUAUGUUUCAUAAACGUUAGUGUUCAUUAAUACAUGGUAGACUCCUGUUAAAUUGGAUUUUUAACUUAAUUUCAUCAUGUAACAAGGCCUGACCAACAACUAUGCAUUUUCACAUAUUUCUUUUACUAUGUUCAUAUUUAUUAUUUUGUCAGACUUCUUGGUCCCACUGAGAUUAAAUAUAUAGAAGUUGACUGGUGUGUGAUAAGCUAAGCUGUAGCCUACAUCCAUGUUGAUGGUAAAGCUUUGUGCUACCACUGGAACCAUUUCCAAUUACAGUAUCGAGGAUCAUGGCCUACAAGGGCUCAUAUUUUUUUUUUUAAUAUUGAUUCAGCAAAUAGAAAAAAAAAAUAUCGUCCCAUAUUUGCUGCUUAAUUUGCAAGCUCUGAAAGUGAUAUCAAGCAAGUUAUUUGGGCCAAAAAAGAAAUGCUUUGUAUUAAGUGGUCAUCUGAGAUUUCUGGGUUUCUCUGUGAAAUAUUUCAUAUUAAAAUUGUUCAUAGUACUCCCAAAUAUAAACAGCUGUGCCUUGUACACGAAACAACCAUGAUUGACCCAUUUGUACACGGGCUAUCUGUGACAUCAUGUAUAGUGUGUUUAUAGGAUUUGUACUGUUACCAAAAAAGAAGAAGAGGCAUAGAUGUGCCCAUAUGUGCAGUGGGCAGCUAAUGGCUCACAUUUAAAUCUGGCCUCGCACUACUGGACAUGUGAGGAAUGCUUUUACGGGUGUUGUAUGCGUUGUUGGAAGGGAAAUGGGGCUGCCCCGCAAGCUGUGUGUCAUACAUGGGCAGAUGCAAGAGAACAAAGGGAGGAAGGCGAGUAAUGAGGGUUCGAGAAUCCCAAUGGCUGUGCAUUUUAAUCGAUAGCAUCCAACCUCAAGAAACUGUGUCAUCACCUAGAGAGAACUGCUAGCAGCAGGAGGCCGUCUUACCCUGUAGUGGUAGCUGCUCGCUGUUGGGCUGUGUUUGCUGUGCCACCUGCUGCCUCUCCCGUGGCCUGCUGUAGAGAGAGACGUUCCAGUGUGAAUCCCUCUCCCCCUUCCUUGUAAAUAACUCCUACACGAGACGGACAGGACGCAGGGAGCUGGAUAUACUCCCGCCUGUACAGUGAUCAACAUUGCGACUUCUGCCUGUCUUGUUUACUCAUAUGCCAUGCCAGAGAGAGAAGCGUAACGAUAUGUGCCAACAUUGGGGGGAGGGGGUUUUGUUUCGUACUACUACACAAAUGCAGUAUUCUUUCCCUUCCCCGCACCUUGAGAUGAAGAGAAAGUGUUAGCGGGGCCAUGUACAUAUUAUAUCCUUGUCACUGUGAAGGCUCUUCAAUAUAAUUGUGCAGUUUUCUUUCAACUCUCCAGUCUCGUCUCAACGCGUCAAGAGUCAGCAUAGUGUUAAAACUGUCUGGAACAGAAUCAUUUUUUCCUUGCCAACCUCAUUGUAAACAGUCACCUUCACCUGUUUUUGAUCUCAGCUGUGAGGCGAGAGAUGUUUGCAAGUUCAUGCUCAGAGAAAGGUAAACUUGGAGAAGGCUGCAUUCUUGUACCAAAAAUAUAUAUAUUUUUCUUCACUUGUGACAGUUUGUGUCAUUGGUUUUGUAUUUUCAAGGAUCAGUGUGGGUAGUAAGCUGUGUCACAGUGCCUUCUAUUCUUUGUUGAUUUGUUGUUUCUUUUUUUUUCUUUUACACUCAUUCAUUUUAGUGGCAUGUUUACAAGCUUUUAAUUUAUGUGUUAAUGAGUGUUGCCAAGUGGCAUUUUAUUGAGCAUGCCUAUGAAAUGUAGGUACCGUGUGACAGGGCCUUGGACCCUCAACGCUUUUAAAACUGCUUUUAAAAAGACAAACCGAGCAAAUGACCAUGUGCGCGCCAUUGUAGCUUGAACGUAUCACAAUGAAAUCGUGAAAUUAUGUUUCAUUCCUGUUAAGUGACAAAUCCUAAUUGGUACACUGCGUUGGUAGCAUGUGUGUAAAAUAAGGAUAUAUGUAUGUUCGUACUAAUGAUUUAACCGUCUGCUUCGUGUAACCAUGGUGCUGCGAUAGGCACACAAAUAAGACAUUUUGAACAACAGUUAGACAGGAGGGUUGUUGUGUCAAGAAAAGAGCAGACUGUGCGAUAGACAGUUUCUUAUUCUGGGGGGUAAUUAGCAUUUGAUGUGUAUUCUAUAAGUUCUUCACUUUUCAUACACAGGUAACGUUAAUGGUGCAAUUCACCUAGUAGUCUGUUGACACUGACUGGUGGACAGCAAAUUUUAUGUCAAGGUUAUGUGCACGCUGUGUGGAAAUUUUGCUUACAAAUUUCUGCCCUUUGCUAAGAAAGCAUGUGUAACAUGGGCUGACAGACCAAUUUACUUUUGGGAUGGAAACUGACUUUAUGAUGUUGUUGUUUGAAAUUAAGAGGUAGAAAUGGGAAUCUGCUUCACUUUGGCACCCUUUAGCAUCAAUAUUUGUACAUCAUUAAAAUGUACAGGUCAUGGAGCAUAGAAGUGUCAAACAAAAAGCUUGUGCUUGCACAAGCCGAGCUUGUAAUUUUGUCCGGCUCUCACUAAAGGGCACAAUGUUAUUAUCCCUCAUACAGGUAGAAAAUGAGCAAAAAGGAAAUAAUCUUAAGUAGUUUAACACCAUUAUUUGCUGGCUUACAACCAUAGUGACAGAUUGAUAGAUUUUUUUUGUUCUGCUGCAUCUCCAGUGAUGCAUGGUGAUUGGGCCACAAGUUUGAAGACGCAUUGUUUUCUCAGUGAAAUCAAAAAAAUAAAAGGCACACAUCGGUCUUGCAUUUUCGCUAAUUUGCAUUGUGCAAUCAAAGCGCAAAUGUUCUGUGUGCCUGCAUAAUAACAUAUACCUGUAUCUAGAUUUUGUCUCCAUAAAUGGAAUAAAAUCUUCUGAAUGAAUAGGAACCAUGCUUUUUUUUUAUUUAGCUUGGUUUUAUGUUUUUUCAUGUUUUGUACCAGUAAAUUAAUAAUAGUGUUUGGGGGGAAAGUGCUUUUAGGUUUUAUGUGUUUACACGAUUGAACGAUUGAGUCAUUUUUAGCAUUGAUGUGCAUGCAAGAGCUUGCUGUUUCUUAGUGUUGCAACAUGUCUGAGCAUUUCUUGGUAAGUUUGAGAUGUCUUGUGUGGUUGUUACAUCACCCAUCAGCUGUCCAGUCUAAAAAUCAAAACUUUUCUUUAGAGACACUGCUGUCAGAAGUGAUGCGCUCUUACUUUGUUGUUCCUAGUAGGGCAGACACAGGAGUGCAUGUUUGCAUUUUAGCUAUGUGCAAUGAAUCCUGCCCGAGGUCACGUGCAUUAGGUGUAAUUUUUUUUUCCUUUCAAAACAAAGAAAUAGAUUGAGAAAGAACUGUAACCACUAUGCCUACUAUUUCUCAUUUGUUUCUAGAGGUUGUGUGCAAUUUUUGAGAAAAAUGGAAUGUGUACUUGCACAUGUUGUCAUGAUCACAAGUCUGUCUGUUGCAUAUCCCAUUUUCAAAGAUUGAUGUGUUCACUUUGAUGCUAUAUGUUUGUAUCAACUGUUGUCUUUUUUUUUUUUCCUUUUUUUUUUUCCUUUUUAAAGUGUACCAUGAGUGGGCAGCUUUGGAAUAUGAGAGAACUGAGCAGAUAGGUUUGCAGAUGUAAUGAAAAAGAUUGUUGCAUUUUUCAUUGAGUUCAUGGCUGGAGGAGUGCUGUAAUGAUUAAAAACAAAUGAAACAA